Molecule: messenger RNA, 465 nt
Organism: Enterobius vermicularis (human pinworm)
Lineage: Eukaryota; Metazoa; Nematoda; Chromadorea; Rhabditida; Oxyuridae
Source: the annotation of a GenBank genome assembly
AUGAGUGCCCCCUGGCUAAAAAAUUUCCUUGGCUUGAAGCAGUCGGAUUUUGAAAUGCUGAGAGUUCCUAACCCACGUCUGGAAUAUAGUGUCCAGGUAACCAUUAGAACAACAGAGGUAGGAACUCUGAUUGGUAGCGUUAUGGGGCCUUUGUUAACAUUUAUAUGGAACAGAAGGCCAUCAGAUGCUCAAAUUAAAGAGAGCUUUACUCAAGGUGGUUUAACCGGAGCCCUUGUUGGUUGUCUUGUCGGUGUUAUAUACUCAUCGUACAAAUCUGGUCAUUUGUACGAUUUUCAGUUAUACGAUCGGUGUUAUCGCCGCCGAUUUGAUGCUAAAGAGAUGAAUCUUGAUCGUGUUUGCACACUAGGAGCCGUGCUUGGUACCAUGGGGUGUGGUGGGUUCGGAUAUGUUGUUGGUGUUGACGCAGCUUUCCUCCUUUCCCAAGCCUUUAAAAGGAAGGAAUAA